Molecule: messenger RNA, 3593 nt
Organism: Vicugna pacos (alpaca)
Lineage: Eukaryota; Metazoa; Chordata; Mammalia; Artiodactyla; Camelidae
Source: RefSeq, a predicted model, not a curated record
AUUUACUAUAAAACUCAUGUAGACAAGGCAGAAAACGUUUUGCUCUGAAUACUUGUUUAUGCUUUUCACUCUGCACUGCUUAGUCCAAACAAAAUAUCCAGCAAAUAAGUCUAGUUGUUUCUUUUUAAACAUACUGAAACUCAAGAGUAUUAAUGUGAAUUAACUUAGGAUGGAAAUAGUAAAGAUGAUGCAAGUAAUAUGUCCUGUUAUUAAAAAAUUCAUUUAUACCCAUUUUAACCCAAUUUUUAAAACGAUAGUAAAGCACUUUGUUUUUCUUUUUAAAGAUAUGGAUGUAAUGAGGCCCUUAAUAAAUGAGCAGAAUUUCGAUGGGACAUCAGACGAGGAACAUGAGCAAGAGCUCCUGCCUGUUCAGAAGCAUUACCAGCUUGAUGACCAAGAGGGCAUUUCGUUUGUACAGACUCUGAUGCAUCUCCUUAAAGGAAAUAUUGGAACUGGCCUUUUAGGACUUCCACUGGCAAUAAAAAAUGCAGGCAUAGUGCUUGGACCAAUCAGCCUUGUGUUUAUAGGAAUUAUUUCUGUUCACUGUAUGCACAUUUUGGUACGUUGCAGUCACUUUCUAUGUCAGAGGUUUAAAAAGUCAACAUUAGGUUACAGUGACACUGUGAGUUUCGCUAUGGAAGUAAGUCCUUGGAGUUGUCUUCAGAAGCAGGCAGCCUGGGGACGGAGUGUGGUUGACUUUUUUCUGGUGAUAACACAGCUGGGAUUCUGCAGUGUUUAUGUUGUCUUCUUAGCUGAAAAUGUGAAACAGGUUCACGAAGGGCUCCUGGAGAGUAGAGUGUUUGUUUUGAAUAGUACCAAUUCGUCAGCUCCAUGUGAGAGACGAACUGUUGACCUACGGAUAUAUAUGCUUUGCUUUCUUCCGUUUAUAAUUCUUUUGGUCUUCAUUCGUGAGCUUAAGAAUCUGUUUGUGCUUUCAUUCCUUGCCAACGUAUCCAUGGCCGUCAGUCUUGUGAUAAUUUAUCAAUAUGUUCUCCAGAAUAUGCCAGAUCCUCACAACCUUCCUAUAGUGGCUGGUUGGAAAAAAUACCCUCUCUUUUUUGGUACUGCUGUAUUUGCUUUUGAAGGCAUAGGAGUGGUCCUUCCACUGGAAAAUCAAAUGAAAGAGUCAAAGCGCUUCCCCCAAGCNUUGAAUAUUGGCAUGGGAAUUGUCACGGUUCUGUAUGUAACAUUAGCUACCUUAGGAUAUAUGUGUUUCCGUGAUGAAAUCAAAGGCAGCAUAACUUUAAAUCUUCCCCAAGAUGUAUGGUUAUAUCAAUCAGUGAAAAUCCUGUAUUCGUUCGGCAUCUUUGUGACAUAUUCAAUUCAGUUCUAUGUUCCAGCAGAAAUAAUCAUCCCUGUGAUCACAUCCAAAUUUCAUGCUAAAUGGAAGCAAAUCUGUGAAUUUGCAAUAAGGUCCUUCUUGGUUACUCUUACUUGUGCUGGUGCGAUUCUGAUUCCUCGCUUAGACAUUGUGAUUUCCUUCGUUGGAGCCGUGAGCAGCAGCACACUGGCCCUGAUCCUGCCGCCUUUGGUGGAAAUUCUUACAUUUUCUAAGGAGCAUUACAAUAUAUGGAUGAUCCUGAAAAACAUUUCUAUCGCCUUCACUGGAGUCGUUGGUUUCUUGUUAGGUACAUACGUAACUGUGGAAGAAAUUAUUUAUCCUACUCCCAAAGUGACAGCUGGCACUCCACAAAAUCCCUCACUAAAUUUGAAUUCAACAUGCUUUACGUCUGGUUUGAAAUAGUAGCAGCAGAACUGUGAGUCUUCAACUUUUGUUUCUAGUCUGAAAAUGAUUAAAAUAAGAACUAGUAGAAUACAUUGCCACAUACUUAUAAAUAGAACCAAACCAUUUUCUUUUGGCACCAGAUUGAUAUUUUGGCAGUAAAUUGUACUUCUUUACCAGUGCUGAUAAACUACAACAGAUUCUUGGUUUUAAGUAUUACCAGCAAUUUAAAAAAGCUUAGUUUUGAAAGUGUAAAAAAUUAAAAUGUUAAAAAAGUUAAAGAGUAAAAACACUUCUGUUAUUCUUCAUUCAAUGAGAAAUAUUUUAAUCAAGAUUCUCUCUUUUACCCCCAUGUUACUCUCUUGCCACCCAGUGGAGGGGAGAAUAGGGUUUCAACAAUAAGAGAAUUAAAGCAAGAUACAGGUAACUAAAAUCUGACCAUCCCAGUGAAUUUCAAAGUAUACUUUGUGUGUAAUGGAAAAAUAUUUCGAUUAUGUUUUUAUUAGAGAGCCAAAUACUUAAGUUUAGCCCCUGGAAAUUUAGAAAGCUCUCAUUAGCCAUAAUGUAAGCAUCAGAAGAUCCCCCAAACCAGUGUUACAUUUACGCUACUCUGUGAUAGUAGCUGAUCUUCAUAAUGAAAACCAGGAGGCACUGUGCACAGUUCUGACUUAGUGUUUCAACCAAAUUUGAAAGAGACCUGAAAAGUUAUCCAAUACAAUUUCCUUUUUUUUUUUCUUUUUUUAACUGAUGAAAUCAAUACCCAGGACUGUUAAGUAACUUGGUCAAGACCACUCAGCCUUGAGCUCAAGAGAACCUGAUCUUUUGAUUCGCAGUCCAGGAUGUUUUGUCUUUCCCAUCACAUUCAAGAGAAAGAAUAAGUUACGUUCAGUUUAACCUUAGUGUUGAGUCUAUGUAAUUACAUUUUCAUACUUUGAAAGUCAUGAUGUUUGACGAGUGCACACGACCCGAGCAGAAAGUCGGGGAGCUCUUUAAGAAGCCUGCGCUACAGCCCUUUAAGCCUCAACCUGGGAAAGAAGCGAUGCUCUUUGAAGUAGAAUAGAAACCACCCGCUGGCUAAACUGCCGGCUGGGAGAAGGUGCUCAGCUGUCCUGUUUGUGGCUCGAGCUCCCCUUCCCAUUUCUUCCUUUCUAGGCUGGUAGGCACCGUCUUUCCCUAAAGGCAGAAAACAGAGCUGACAAGAUGCAGGAUUUGUGCGUUCUUGCCAGCCUGUGGCUUUUCUUACCACAACCUUUUACUCAUCUGAGUGGGCAGAAUAAGAGGCUCAGGCCUGGGGAAGACCGAGAUGAUAAUGAUCUCUCUUCUAGAUACUGAGACGCUCCAGGCUUCUUUCAGAGAAAUACCUUCAGCUCCUCCAUCCUCUUCAAGCCCAGUUAUUGACCAUAUCAAAUAAUCUCAGUGAGCAUGGAGGAUGAAAUGGUUAAGUUUAAAACUGAGAAUUCUGAUUUUUUUUUUAAAUUCGUACUUUCACACUCAUUGAGCUUUUUAGUCAGGCUGGUGUGCUCUAACUUCUAAUACUACAGAGUGCCACCCAGAUCACUGUAGGGGGUAUAGUCUAUAUUUUUAUAUGUAAAUGUUAACUUAGCUCAAGUAUUUUUUGCUGAACAUUACUAACAAGUCAUCAAGUACAAUCCUAAAGAUAUAUCAGAAGCUUUAUUUUGGUACAAAUUCAUAAGAAUCAAAACUUUUUUAAAAUGCUUGCAUUAGGUAUCACGAAUAAUUGUGAUGUUUUGAUGUCAAAUCUGUUGAGCCUUCAGUCAUAGUGGGAAAUUCGGCAGAAGUUAUAGGAAAAGUAACCGCCGUUUAAAAUGUUUAUAUAAUCUUGAAGCUAAGAGUAAAUUAGGUGUUUUUU